AGCUGUUGGAGAGAGCGCAACUGUCACUAACUUCAGCUCUCGUUUUUACUUUGUUUUUGAUGAAAGCUUUGAGGUUAAACGUAGACCUCAGACUGCUUUACAAUAGUAUUUUUAUACUUACGAGAUCGCUUUAAAUACUGUGGAUUCAAUGACGUGACAAGUGUUCGAAGAAAGGUGUAGUUUUUGAUAAACAGACAUAGUGUAAUGAAACCUCAAAUACUGAUCAACAUAUCACAAAAUUAUACAUAUAAAAAAGAAACAAGAACAGCAUUUGCAGAUAUGAAGAAUUUUUUAUAUAUACGUGCACUACCAGAAGUUUGAAGAAAUCGUUUUUUUCUAAAAAAAUGGCGAAUUCUUCUUUUAUGCAACGAUUUGUUGAAGAAAUCGACUAUGAAGAAAUCGAGACUGAAGAAAUUGUGGGAAAAGGUUCUUUUGGAGUGGUUUGGAAGGGAAAAUGGAAAGGUCAAUCCGUGGCGAUAAAGCAUAUAAAUUCGGAAGGUGAAAAAAAAGCAUUUGCCGUAGAAGUACGUCAAUUGUCUAGAGUUGUUCAUUCCAAUAUAGUUAAACUUUAUGGAGCUUGUACGAAAAAUCCCGUUUGCCUCGUAAUGGAGUACGCAGAGGGCGGAUCUCUUUACAAUGUCUUACAUUCAAAUUUACAACUAUCAUACACGGCAGGACAUGCCAUUAGUUGGGCACUUCAAUGUGCUAGAGGUGUCGCCUACCUGCAUAAUAUGCAGCCGAAGCCCCUUAUUCACAGAGAUUUGAAACCUCCUAACUUAUUACUCAUUUCUGGCGGACAGACGCUUAAAAUUUGUGAUUUCGGUACCGCUUGUGAUUUAAAUACUUAUAUGACGAACAACAAGGGAUCGGCAGCCUGGAUGGCUCCGGAAGUUUUCGAAGGUUCUAGCUAUACAGAAAAGUGUGACGUAUUUAGUUGGGGCGUAAUUCUGUGGGAAACAUUAUCGCGUAGAAAACCUUUCGAUGAUAUAGGCGGCUCGGCGUAUAGAAUAAUGUGGGCUGUGCACGUUGGACAAAGACCGUCGCUACUCGAGAAUUGUCCACCAAUCAUAGAAGAUCUUAUAGUCAAUUGUUGGAGUAAAGUACCUGAUCAAAGACCGUCUAUGAACGAGGUUGUUGAUAUUAUGUCAGAUUUGUUAGAAUUUUUUAGCGGGCAUUUAAAACCUAUCGAUUAUUCUCAUACGAAUGAAAUGAAAAAAGCAAAUAAAUCGGAGUCGAACGGUAGUAGCAUCGAUAGUACUAUGAAAUCGAAUUUGGAUUCUUCAAUGGAUUACGAUUCGUAUAACUCUCUACGUUUCAAUGGCAAUAACACGGAGAAAAACGAACAACCGAAUCUUAAGCCUGUAUCAAAACCAAAUUACGAUAAUAUAUUAGAUCAGUCAAAAGCUUCUAAAAAUGUUGAUAACGCAAACUCGUAUAAGCCGUCUCUCGUAAAAGUACCUAGACCCUUGAAACAACAAAUCGAACCUCAACCUGUAAUCAAUUUCGAUAAGAAUAACAGUAAAAUGCCACCCAAGAUUCUAGUCAACAAUCAAUCUUUCAAUCCACUCAUACCCAAUAUGCCUCGAUUAGAGUUCAUGUUGCAAAAUACGAAUGCCGAAAACCUAGAAAUGGUUUGCAACUUGAUAGAUCAAGAUUUAAGACCGAUAAUGCCAAACGAUAGCUGCACAAUGUCCAUAAAUAUUUUCAAAGAGCACUUCUUGUUGACAGAAGAGUACUUCAAGGUUCAAAAUGAAAUUUCGCUCUUUAGUCAUCACAAGGGUAAAAUGCUCUCGAAUUUAAGCGCUAACAACGUCCUGUUUCAAGAGGUGAUAGAAAAAUUAGAAGACGAGAAAGAAUCCUUGAUUAAACUCUACAAAAAUCUCAAGCGGCAGCUAGAAAUCAUAAAACUUCGCAAAACUAACACGAUACCUGUUGCAGCCUUAUAAAUUAUGUAAUUUUUAAUACUAAUUUUAAGAAAAACUGUUAACGAUCUGUAUCUAGUCCGUAGGUUUUUUAAACUACCCUCCACGUAUGAAUAUAAGUGUAAAUAGCGUGCGUUUUUCUGUAAUAUAAAAAUGUUGUACAAAUAAAACUACACAUGUUUAACAAAA
Messenger RNA from Nasonia vitripennis (jewel wasp), 2111 nucleotides. Its product is annotated as mitogen-activated protein kinase kinase kinase 7. The record is from RefSeq and is a predicted model, not a curated record. Gene Ontology annotation, biological process: JNK cascade; positive regulation of canonical NF-kappaB signal transduction; protein phosphorylation. Bases 345 to 1946 code for a protein of 533 amino acids. NCBI's taxonomy places the organism in Eukaryota, Metazoa, Arthropoda, Insecta, Hymenoptera, Pteromalidae. The transcript has 2 exons. Gene Ontology annotation, molecular function: MAP kinase kinase kinase activity; magnesium ion binding; ATP binding.